Messenger RNA from Terrapene triunguis (Three-toed box turtle), 1248 nucleotides. RefSeq names its product nucleoporin 35 (gene NUP35). The record is from RefSeq and is a predicted model, not a curated record. The transcript is spliced from 9 exons. NCBI's taxonomy places the organism in Eukaryota, Metazoa, Chordata, Testudines, Emydidae. Gene Ontology annotation, biological process: NLS-bearing protein import into nucleus; regulation of DNA-templated transcription; nuclear pore organization. The coding region runs from base 113 to 1090 and encodes 325 amino acids. Gene Ontology annotation, molecular function: single-stranded DNA binding; structural constituent of nuclear pore; phospholipid binding. Gene Ontology annotation, cellular component: nuclear membrane; nuclear pore nuclear basket; nuclear pore central transport channel.
GUGACGCAUCCCAGCGCGCCCCGCGGCGGGCCGAAUUUCCGCUCUAUUUGAAAGUGUUCGCCGCGGCGGCGGCUGCUGCUAUUGUUUCCCGCGGUUCCGGGCCCUCAGCGUGAUGGCCGCCUUCGCCAUGGAGUUGCCGCCGGCCGGAGCUGAACCAAUGACUCUUGGUUCCCCCACCUCUCCAAAGCCAGGAGCUGGUGCUCAGUUCCUACCUGGAUUUUUAAUGGGCGAUUUACCAGCUCCAAUGACUCCACAACCUCGAUCUUUAAGUGGCCCUUCUGUUGGUGUGAUGGAAAUGAGGUCUCCUUUACUUACAGGUGGAUCUCCUCCACAACCAGUAGUUCCUACACAUAAGGAUAAAAGUGGUGCUCCCCCUGUUAGAAGUAUAUAUGAUGAAUUAUCUAGUCCAGGACUUGGAUCUACACCUCUAACCUCAAGAAAACCACCCAGCUAUUCUGUAACGCAGAGUCCAUUGGUUGGAGCUAUGCCAGCAACCCCUGGAACAGCCACAGGUGUAUUUAGUCCUGCAAGUAUUGGACAGCCCAGAAAGACUACACUGUCUCCUGCUCAGCUGGAUCCUUUCUACACUCAAGGGGAUUCUUUAACCUCAGAAGAUCAUCUCGAUGACACCUGGGUAACUGUAUUUGGGUUUCCACAAGCAUCUGCUUCCUAUAUUCUACUACAGUUUGCACAGUAUGGAAACAUAUUAAAGCAUGUGAUGUCCAAUACAGGAAACUGGAUGCAUAUUCGGUAUCAGUCCAAACUGCAAGCCCGGAAAGCCUUAAGCAAAGACGGAAGGAUUUUUGGUGAAUCUAUCAUGAUCGGAGUCAAGCCUUGUAUAGAUAAAAGUGUGAUGGAAAGUUUUGACAGAGGCUCUGCAUCCUCCAUGUCUUCAGUCUUCACGCCACCGACAAAAACCUUAGGCACACCGAUGCAGCCUGCAAGUACUCCAAGGAUUUCUACAAUGAGACCUCUUGCAACAGCAUAUAAAGCUUCCACUAGUGACUAUCAGGUGGUUUCUGACAGACAAACCCCAAGGAAAGAUGAAAGUAUUGUAUCUAAAGCUAUGGAAUAUAUGUUUGGCUGGUAGUAAGCAAUGGAAAGUAUUACACUAAAACACAGUUAGGGCUACAAAUAGACUGCCAGCUUCCUGGUUAGUUGUAUAACCACUCAUGGCAGUAUUUCAGCUUCCCUUCAUACCAGUUAUGCCUUCUGAGAGGAGAAUUCAGCAUACAUUGUUUGCCAUCA